AUGGAUCAAAAUUCUGUUUCACCAGAAGUUGUUGUGGAAAAGAAAUCGGGAUCGAUAUCUGACAAUGGGAAAACAAAUGAAGAAAAUGCCUCAAAACCACAAGUUAAACAGACGAGUACUCAUUAUACUCCCAAAUUAAUUACAUCAUUGGAUUGUAAAAUUCUACAAUAUCAAUAUAACAUUUACAAAUUAGAAAAAUCAAUCAGUCAUAUACGGAAACUCCAAACUGAAUGUCAAGGAUCACCUAAUUUACCUUUGCUUCAUUAUAUUGUAUUAUUGGUAGGGUGUACAUUUUCUAUCAAUGACAAAGCAUUCGACCCCAAAUUAGAUAUUUUAUCCAAUUUUCAAUUAUUUAGAAGUACAACCAUUAACAUAACAGCCACAACCUCGCAUAUUCCAUACGAUACACCAGAUUUACCAAUCACACCAUUGAAUGAUAUUCCGGAAAUAUCGACAUCAAUCAAAUGUUUAAAACAAUUAGAGUCAUUAUGCAACACUUGUCUACAGGGAUACAAGAAGAAAUUGGAUCAAGCAAAAGUCGAAAAAUCAAAUGAACUUGGAAAUGUUGACUCAAUAGAUGCUUAUUAUAGUACAAUUGAAAAAAUAGUUUCAAAUGACAUUUUUAAUAACGAUAUUGACUUGGUUUUCUCUGAUUCUACAUUUACUUUACCUAUAGAUAACGUUGACUUAAUGGCCAAUGAGAAUUUCCAAGAAGCUACGUUGAUUGAUAUGGACAUUAAAGAACUUUUCAUUAUUGUUCAAUAUAUUGAACGACUGUUGAAUUUUUUGAAACCUACCAUCACCAAAUUGAAACAACCUCAAUGUUCCGACCCAUAUGCUCUUCAUAAGAUUUUCCUUCUUACUCAAAGAUUAAAUGAUAUUUAUACAAUUGUACGAAGAUACGGAAGAAAAAUCUAUCUUUCAAAUUAUCAACAUUUAACUGAUUCGAAAUUUUUAUUCCAUUGUAAGAAUCCACAAUUUUUCAAAAAUAACAUCCUAAAGGAUAUGAAUGAUUUUUUCAAUUCAAUGAAGAAAAAUGGUACUUUGAUUGCUAACUUGACAAGAUUUGUUCGUCAAGAUUCCCGGUUUGAAACCAAUUCUAAAAAUAUCACAAAUAAUAUGAAUUUCACUAAUCAAGGAUUAUUAACAGUUGAAACCACAAUAACUAAACUUAAAGAAUUUGGUAUGAGUUGGUUAGUUAGUGAAUUGAGAUUUAGAAGAGUGUAUCAAUUGCCGAAAAAGAAUUUAUUUGAUAUAUAUCAAACAGUUCCUGAAUUCAAACAACGCACAACCCCUCCUACUGUGCUGAUAACAGGACCAAAUCCACUGCUGUCUCCAGCAAGUGCAAGUACAAAUACAAGUAAAUCAAAAACAGACAAUUCUACUCCAAAUGGUAGUCAACCAGCAAAGAAACCACUCGAGAAACUGGAAACGAAUAAUGAGGGAACAAAAUCGAGGUCAAGAUCUUCAUCAGUGUCAAGUAUUACUAGUAAUGGAUCAUCUUCAGGGUUAAUGAGAAGGGGAUCAAUUUCUUCUCCAAUCAAACCUUCACCUUUGUCAUUACCACAAAAUGGAAGAAACUCACCUAGAACAAGUAGACCCAACUCGAUGUUAUUUUUACAUCCAAAUUCAUCAACAUCAAAUUUAGAAAGUGAUCCCGAGAAAAAAUCAAGUGCCCCCUUAAGUCCAUCAACAGGGCCAGGGGCAGGUACAAUUACUAGAAGAAGAUCCAAUUCUCAACCAAUUGGCAGAGAUGCAAUUAUUGCCACAUCUGGUGCCGCAACUGCACUCACCAGAAACAGUAGUUUAUCUUCACGCACAUCUUCACCAUUAAGAUCACCUAGUACAAGUAAUAACAUGACAGCAGGGUCACCAACAACAACAACAACAACAGAAAAGGCAUCAUCUCCCACUCCUAGUAGGAUAACCCAGAAGUUACUUAUGGUGCAAGAGGAAGAAACACCUUCUCUUGCUCAAAAAUCAGCUUCAGCAGCAACUAAAUUAUCAGCCUCACAAAGAUUUCAACAACGUGUCAGGGAAGCUGCCAAGAAUGGUGAUCUUGUCACGCAGAAAAAGGAAACUUUCACUUCUGUUACUUUUGAUCCUAAUGAUACUUCCAAAUUAUCAAUACGUAAAUAUUCUGAAAUUCCCACAUCACCAGAAACAGAAGUGCAAGCGAAAGAGGAAGAGCCAGUACCAGUUAAAGUUGCAGUUGCACCACAAAGAAGAACUAGAGAUCAAGUCACCCGUCAUAAUACUCAACGUAAUAGUCAUAUACCAAUGCCAAAGAAUACUGACACAAAAUCUUCAAACAGUUCAAUUGAUCAAAAGAGUAGCAGUAGCAAUAAUAGUACUGGAAGUGUUAGUAACUCAACUUCAACCACCACUACCACAACCACAAUUUCCAAAAAAGUUAGAUUUACAGGAGUUCCAGAAUGGACAGAAGCUGAAGAUGCCCCAACAAAAUAUUCUCAUGCUAUUUUAAGAAACUUUGCUGUGUUUCGACACCCUAUAAAGACUGCUAAAGCUCAUAAUUCCAAGAGUGAUCAAUUAUUACACGAGGAAAGUAUGUCUUUUAAAACAUCAACGGUUGUUGUUGAUGAUAAUGAGGUGAUGAUUGCACCUAAACCCAAAUCAGGAUUUUCUAGAAUCAAAAGUAGACUAAUAUGA
This is a messenger RNA of Candida albicans SC5314, 2670 nucleotides long. Its product is annotated as protein phosphatase regulator. Gene Ontology annotation, molecular function: protein phosphatase 1 binding; protein phosphatase regulator activity. Gene Ontology annotation, cellular component: cytoplasm. The record is from RefSeq and is a predicted model, not a curated record. NCBI's taxonomy places the organism in Eukaryota, Fungi, Ascomycota, Pichiomycetes, Serinales, Debaryomycetaceae. The transcript has a single exon. The coding region runs from base 1 to 2670 and encodes 889 amino acids.